GACGCUCGUUGUCGGUCACCACCCACGCUCAUAACUUAUUAAAAUGAUUUUAAAUCUCUUCAAAAAAAAUCAUUUUAGAUUUUCCUUCUAAAUUUCGGGUGGAAUGUUUACCUUUUUUACCGGUUUCCACUGCAGUUAUUAUCACCUUUCAAUCCACCAAUUAUAGAAAGCUGCCGGUUUGAAUCUGCAGUGUCAGAAUGAUAUGAUGAUGAUGACGCCUGCAUUUCUUCUUUCUAGAAACCUCCAAAUCCACCAAUCUCCGGACUCCGAAUUGCGCUUCGAUUUCGAAUUUCAAUGCAUUCGCUUUGAGGAGGAGAUCGGAAAAGGAAUGGCGAUCUCCGAUGCGGUUGUGGGGAAUCUGACGACGCUGUACCUCGCCGCGAUCGUCGCUAUGAAAGCGUACGCCUCCGUCACCGGCCGAAUCUACGGCGGAGCAUUUGUUUUGGCGGUUUCCACGGCCACCGUCGGUGCUCUGCUGGUCGCCAGCCUCACGUGGGACGUGUCGCGAAAGGCUUCGUACGCGCUAACGCGCCGCUGCCGUCACCGUCUCGGCCGCCGGCAGGGUGAUCUCGACGGGAAUGAGAUGUGUAGCGGCGGCAUCUGCUGGCACGGCGUCGCCGUCAAGUGCCCGGCGUCUCAGGUCCGUUUCCGGCUCCCGCAAACUUAGCCCCUCAACGGAUCGUAGAGAAUUUAAUGCGUUUCGGCAACUGUCACCUCAUAGCCAUUAAGAUAUGGUCCCC
Molecule: messenger RNA, 740 nt
Organism: Cuscuta campestris
Lineage: Eukaryota; Viridiplantae; Streptophyta; Magnoliopsida; Solanales; Convolvulaceae
Source: the annotation of a GenBank genome assembly